UCAAUAUGGCGGACGAACGUGAGUUUUAAAUCAAUGAACUCGACCGGUUUGAGUAAUCCUUACCAAGUACUUGGCGUUUCUGCAAACUCCAGCCACGAGGAAAUUAAACGAACUUAUCAAAGACUUGUUCUCAAGGUACACCCAGAUAAAUUGGACGGAUCAUUAAGUCAAGAAGAUCGCGACAAGGCCUAUGAGAGGUUUCUGGCCAUUGACAAGGCUUGGAAAGUCCUAAAUAACCAGGAAACAAGGGCAGACUGUGACAAGCAACUCAAAGAGCAGGAUUUGUCACAAGAUUGGCCAGUAAGCGAUGAUGUAGAUUUGGAUGACAUGGAAUAUCAUGAAGAUACAGAGAGUUAUUCAAGUUUGUGUCGCUGCAGUGGAAAGUAUGUGUUAAGUGAGGAAGAUUUGGAAAAUGGACACAACAUUGUGUGUUGUUCAAACUGCACCUUGUGUAUCAGAGUAUUAUACAAUGUGGUUUCAGAUGAUGCUAGUAAUGACCUGUGACAGAGCAAGGAAAUAAUUUCUGGAGACAAUUUCUUCUUGUGGUAGAAAACUAGGGGCCAAUAAUUAACUUUCUUGGAAACUGAGGAGAAAAUUGAAAUCAAUGAAAUGUGAAGAUCACUUUCAAGAGGGUGUUGAGAACACAGAGUCCUGUGUUACAAUCCUGAAGCUUGUUUGUUACAUGUAGCUCUCAACAUAGUAAAGAUAAUACUGUUAUCUUUUGUUGCCCACUCAGUUUGAAGAACAAACUACCCUGCUGAACGAAGUACAAUUCAUAGCACUCUGUGAUUAUGUUUGGUGGCCUUCCUAGCAAAUAGGAAAGUGAGUUUAGAUAGGAUACAUGUAUUAGUCAGGGAGGGGAUAGAAUGAAAAAUACCACACAAGGACCCAACAUGAGUUUAUACCCUUUUGAAGGCUUUUACUCCAUAUUGACACCUUGUUUAGGAUACUUCAAGUAACAUUGAAACCCUGUUUUAAAACUGAGUUUGGAUAAAACUGAUUCUCUAGGGUACAAAAAUGGAACUAGAAAAAUACUUGCAUUUUGUAACACAAUAUUUGUAAACAAAUGAAAAACUAAAAUGAUGAACAAGCAAAAUUUAAUUGGUUGCCUUAAUACCAAGUCACAGCUCCUGCUGUAUUUCACAUUUUGCUGAAUAGCAAUAAAUAAAAUACAUCACAAUUCAA
Messenger RNA from Stylophora pistillata, 1185 nucleotides. RefSeq names its product dnaJ homolog subfamily C member 24. NCBI's taxonomy places the organism in Eukaryota, Metazoa, Cnidaria, Anthozoa, Scleractinia, Pocilloporidae. Gene Ontology annotation, molecular function: ATPase activator activity; ferrous iron binding. Gene Ontology annotation, biological process: positive regulation of ATP-dependent activity. The record is from RefSeq and is a predicted model, not a curated record.